UCUCACUGUGAGCUCCUUUGUGAGCUCCUUGCUUCGCCUCUAAUGCCGCUCUUGCUUCUCUUCUUCUCUCUCUUCUUGGUUACCCUUCUCGUAUCCUCACAACUCACCGUGGGCGCAGGGGAUUGUCCUCUGGAUUUCAGUUGGUCAAAUCUUACUUUGGCAGCUUCUACAUGUUCGAAUAGAGAUGAAAGGGCCCAGUGUUGCCGCUAUAUUAAUGCCUUUGUUGCUGUCUCAGUUGCUCAUUAUGCAAAUGCGACAGGAAAGCUGGGUGUUCCGUCUGCAUUCUCUGAUACUUGUCUUGAUUCUGUUUCACAAACAUUGGAGUUAAAUGGAGUGCCACCUAAUGCCACUGCAUUUUGUGGGCUGGGGCCAAAAAUUCGAGUUUCGUAUCAGUGCGAGGGAAGAGAGACUGUUUUGGAAAUGCUACAAUCACCUAAUUUUAGUGAUGUCAUUGGAAGCUGCAAGAUGCCACUUUCAUUGGACACUAGUUGCAAGAGGUGCUUAAACUCUGGAAUUAACUACCUUCACCAUCUUAUUGGAGCUGAAGAUAAUGUAACAUUAAGCAUCUGCCGAAAUGCAGCUUUUGUUGCACUUGCAAGUCAAGGUGAUAACAUGUUGGCUGUUGACAUGUCCAGUUGCUUCUUUGGUGUUAAAGGGCUCAGCAAUCUCACAGAGCCAUCAUCACCCUACUCACCUGCGCCUGCUGCUGCUCCAAUUUCUGUGCAUGCUCAACCUCCUAUUCAGCAUCUUAUCGCGACACCUCCUAAGGAACAUCAUAAGAAGUAUAGCCUCACAUUGAUUCCAGGCAUCGGGAUUGCUGUUAUAGUGAUUGCCAUUCUUUUAUUGUUGAUCUUAAUAUUUCUUAUCCGUAAGAAAAGCCGGGAACUAGAAAGUGCUGACAUUAACAUGGGGACCUCAUGGAAUGCCUUCCCUCCUUCGCAGGUCAGAAAGUGUUCAGAAGGUACAUCACCAAUGUUUCGAAGAUUCAGCUACAAGGAAACAAAAAAGGCAACAAACAGUUUUAGCACUGUGUUAGGAAGCGGUGGUUUUGGCACUGUCUACAGAGCACAAUUCAGUGAUGGUUCUAUGGUUGCUGUGAAGCGGAUGAAUAAAGUUUCACGGCAAGGUGAGGAAGAGUUUUGCCGCGAAAUGGAGCUUCUUGGUCGGCUUCACCACCGCCACCUUGUUGCUCUUAAAGGAUUUUGUGUUGACAGGCAGGAGAGGUUCCUUAUGUAUGAAUACAUGGAAAAUGGAAGCUUAAAGGAUCAUCUUCAUUCUCCUGGGAGAAAUCCUCUAAGGUGGCGCACCAGGCUUCAAAUUGCCAUUGAUGUGGCUAAUGCUCUGGAGUACCUUCAUUUCUAUUGCGAUCCUUCUCUUUGCCAUAGAGACAUAAAAUCCAGUAAUAUUCUCUUGGAUGAGAAUUUUGUUGCAAAGGUUGCUGAUUUUGGCCUUGCACAUGCUUCUAGAAGUGGUGCUAUCAGCUUCGAACCUGUGAACACAGAUAUCCGUGGAACCCCAGGAUACAUGGAUCCCGAAUAUGUCGUGACCCAAGAGCUAACAGAGAAAAGUGACAUAUAUAGCUACGGUGUUUUGUUAUUGGAGCUUGUCACGGGGAGAAAAGCAAUACAAGAUAACAAGAAUUUGGUGGAAUGGGCUCAAAAGUACAUGACUGAAGAUACUAAUCUGCACCAAUUGGUAGACUCCACAAUCGCUGCCAGCUCGAUCGACUUUGAUCAGCUCCAAACAGUGGUCGAGAUCAUACAAUGGUGCACACAGAAAGAAGGCCGGGCUCGACCUUCAAUCAAACAAGUUCUCAGAGUGUUCUCCGAGAGACUGGACCCCGUGCACAAUGGUUUCGCAGAAGCCUUUGAAAACGGGCAAGAUGUCUACAGCGGCGGCCAGAGUAGCAAAAUGAUGGCGUAUCGUAGUGAGUUCAUUUAUCUUAGUGGCGACGCAAGGUGUCUACAGUCAUCCUCAAGUACAACAAGAUCAUAUUGUAGUCGAAGUGUUUUGCUCGAGACCGGCUCCCCGCAAUCACCCUCAAACGUCCUCUCGGUUUAAUGCUUUUUCUCCAGGACUCCAUGAAUUCAAGAGGAAACCAGUCAAAUCCUCGGCUGAAGCGAAAUUCAGCAACCAUGGUGUUUUGCUUUGCAAUCAUUUUGAAUUGGUAUCAGAAGGAAAUAGGCCUCCUGACUUUGAGGAUUGUUUUUGAUGUAAUUUUUUUUUUCUGCUGUUGUUGAGAAUGUGUGAUUAGAUAUAAUCUAACAUAUUAUUAUGUUGUGCA
Molecule: messenger RNA, 2284 nt
Organism: Dioscorea cayenensis subsp. rotundata (Guinea yam)
Lineage: Eukaryota; Viridiplantae; Streptophyta; Magnoliopsida; Dioscoreales; Dioscoreaceae
Product: probable receptor-like protein kinase At1g49730
Exons: 9
Coding region: 43-2061 (672 amino acids)
Biological process (GO): protein phosphorylation
Molecular function (GO): ATP binding; protein kinase activity
Source: RefSeq, a predicted model, not a curated record